Molecule: messenger RNA, 7181 nt
Organism: Balaenoptera musculus (blue whale)
Lineage: Eukaryota; Metazoa; Chordata; Mammalia; Artiodactyla; Balaenopteridae
Gene: ZMYM2
Product: zinc finger MYM-type containing 2
Exons: 26
Coding region: 455-4585 (1376 amino acids)
Molecular function (GO): zinc ion binding
Source: RefSeq, a predicted model, not a curated record
CCACCGACCCGGGACAAGCGCCCCGCGGCGCGGCCGCCGUCGCCGCUACCGCGUCGGGGCCUCGGGCUGCCGGCGGCUCCGCUGAUGUCCCAGGCGCCUUGGCGGGCGGCCCGCGGGCUGCGGGAGUGCGGGCGCGGCCGCGAGGGCCGGGACCAGGAGUUGCCUUCAUCUCUACCUGGUGCAUCUCUGGCAGAACGUGAGGAGGAAAACACCCCCAUUUUCUAGAGGUCACAAGUCAGAAGUCAGUGGCCCUGGGCUCAAACCAGGGUGUCAGCAGGGCCAUACUCGCUCAGGAGGCUCUGGGGGAGGGCUCACUCCCUGCUUCAAGUUCUGGUGCUGCCGACAUUCCUUGGCUACAUCACUUUCAUCUCCUCCAGGCACCUCUGUGGUUACGUUGCCUGGAAUCUCCUUCCACCUCUGUUGAUGAGGCCACUUAAGAUGCAGGUUCUUUGGCAUGGACGCAGGUUCAUCGGGAGGAGUAGAAGUGGCUGACCAGACUCCUGUCUUGCUGGGGAGGACGGCCAUGGCAGCUAGCCUCACGGACGCGGGACAUUCAUUUAGUGGGCCGCCUAACCCUUUAGUGAGUAGAGCUAGUAAACUCCAGAACUCAGCAGUGGAAGACGAUGAUGAUGUUGUGUUUAUCGAGCCUGUACAGCCUCCUCCGCCUUCUGCUCCAGUGGUGGCCGAUCAAAGAGCCGUGACAUUUACGUCAUCGAAAAAUGAAGAGCUACAAGGAAAUGACUCCAAAAUUCUUCCUUCCUCAAAAGAACUGGCUUCUCAGAAGGGAAGUGUAAGUGAGACAAUUGUCAUCGAUGAUGAAGAGGACAUGGAAACAAAUCAAGGGCAAGAGAAAAAUUCCUCCAAUUUUAUUGAACGGAGACCACCCGAGUCUAAAAACAGAACCAAUGAUGUGGAUUUCUCCACUUCCAGUUUUUCAAGAAGUAAGGUAAAUGCAGGAAUGGGUAAUAGUGGUAUCACCACAGAACCAGACUCUGAAAUUCAGAUUGCUAAUGUUACGACCUUAGAAACAGGUGUCAGCUCUGUGAGUGAUGGCCAAUUAGAAAAUACUGACGGGCGAGAUAUGAACCUAAUGAUCACACACGUAACAUCACUGCAGAAUACCAGCUUGGGAGAUGUCUCUAACGGACUGCAGUCGAGUAACUUUGGUGUUAAUUUGCAAACAUACACCCCGUCUUUAACUUCACAGACCAAGACUGCAGUAGGACCUUUUAAUCCUGGUAGAAUGAAUGUGGCAGGAGACGUAUUUCAGAACGGAGAGUCUGCAGCUCAUCACAAUCCUGAUUCUUGGAUCUCCCAGUCAGCUUCCUUUCCCCGAAAUCAGAAACAGCCAGGGGUGGAUUCUUUAUCACCAGUGGCCUCACUUCCUAAACAGAUCUUCCAGCCUUCUGCCCAACAGCAACCCACUAAACCAGUUAAAGUCACUUGUGCAAACUGCAAAAAGCCUUUACAGAAGGGACAGACAGCGUAUCAGCGAAAAGGAUCAGCUCACCUCUUCUGUUCUACCACCUGCCUCUCUUCCUUCUCUCACAAGCCUGCUCCAAAGAAACUUUGUGUUAUGUGUAAAAAGGAUAUAACUACAAUGAAAGGAACCAUUGUUGCUCAAGUGGAUUCGAGCGAAUCCUUCCAGGAAUUCUGUAGUACAUCUUGUCUGUCUCUUUAUGAAGACAAACAGAAUCCUACUAAAGGAGCUCUGAAUAAAUCAAGAUGUACAAUUUGUGGUAAACUAACAGAGAUUCGCCAUGAAGUUAGCUUUAAAAAUAUGACUCAUAAGCUGUGCAGUGACCACUGCUUUAAUAGAUACAGAAUGGCCAAUGGUCUAAUAAUGAAUUGCUGUGAGCAGUGUGGGGAGUACCUGCCCAGCAAAGGUGCUGGAAACAAUGUCCUGGUUAUCGAUGGUCAGCAGAAGAGAUUUUGCUGCCAGAGUUGUGUCAGUGAGUACAAGCAGGUAGGUAGCCAUCCAGGCUUUCUGAAGGAGGUUCGCGAUCACAUGCAGGACUCUUUCUUCAUGCAGCCCGAGAAAUAUGGAAAGCUGACCACUUGUACCGGCUGCCGAGCGCAGUGCAGGUUCUUCGACAUGACUCAGUGCAUAGGCCCUAAUGGGUACAUGGAGCCGUAUUGUUCCACUGCUUGCAUGAACAGUCACAAGACAAGAUACGCAAAACCGCAAAGUUUGGGAAUUAUUUGCCAUUUUUGUAAGCGAAACUCUUUACCUCAGUAUCAAGCCACAAUGCCUGAUGGAAAACUGUAUAACUUUUGCAAUUCCAAUUGUGUGGCUAAAUUCCAGGCUCUCAGCAUGCAGUCAUCUCCCAAUGGCCAGUUUGUAGCUCCAAGUGAUAUUCAGUUGAAGUGCAACUAUUGCAAAAAUUCCUUUUGUUCAAAGCCAGAAAUCCUGGAAUGGGAGAACAAAGUGCAUCAAUUCUGCAGCAAAACUUGUUCAGAUGACUAUAAGAAGCUGCACUGCAUAGUUACAUAUUGCGAAUACUGUCAAGAGGAGAAGACUCUUCACGAAACAGUGAAUUUCUCUGGAGUUAAGAGACCUUUCUGUAGUGAAGGCUGCAAACUGUUGUACAAACAGGAUUUUGCAAGGCGUUUAGGAUUGAGGUGUGUGACUUGCAACUACUGCUCUCAGCUGUGUAAGAAGGGGGCGACGAAGGAGCUGGACGGCGUGGUGAGGGACUUCUGCAGCGAGGACUGCUGCCGGCGGUUCCAAGACUGGUACUACAAGGCUGCAAGGUGUGACUGCUGUAAAUCUCAAGGCACCCUGAGGGAGAGGGUGCAGUGGCGAGGGGAGAUGAAGCAUUUCUGCGACCAGCACUGCUUGUUGCGUUUCUACUGUCAGCAGAACGAGCCCAACAUGACAACCCAGAAAGGACCUGAAAACUUACAUUAUGAUCAGGGUUGUCAGACGUCCCGAACCAAAAUGACAGGCUCAGCACCACCCCCUUCUCCAACCCCCAACAAGGAGAUGAAGAACAAGGCAGUUCUGUGCAAACCUUUGACCAUGACGAAGGCAACUUACUGCAAACCGCACAUGCAGAGCAAGUCUUGUCAGACAGAUGGUGAGUGGAGGACAGAGUACGUCCCGGUGCCCAUCCCGGUGCCCGUGUAUGUGCCGGUGCCCAUGCACAUGUACAGCCAGAGCAUCCCCGUGCCCAUGACCGUUCCUGUGCCCGUGCCGGUCCCCGUGUUUCUGCCCGCCCCCUCGGCCAGCAGUGAGAAGGUCCCCGCGGCAGCCCAGGAGCUCAAAAGCACCGUUUCUUCAGAUGCCCUGGGUGCAGAGCUGCCGACAGUGGCCGACGUGGCUGAGGACGAGGGCAAGGCAGAGGGCGCCGACAUCCACAGUGUAAUUAUUGAAACGGACAUAAUUGGUUCAGAUCUCUUGAAGAACUCUGACCCAGAGACACAGUCCAACAUGCCUGAUGUACCAUAUGAACCACAUUUGGACAUUGAAAUAGAUUUCCCCAGAGCUGCUGAGGAGCUUGAUAUGGAAAAUGAGUUUUUAUUACCACCUGUUUUUGGAGAAGAAUAUGAGGAACAACCUAGACCUCGAUCUAAAAAAAAGGGAGCCAAGAGGAAGGCAGUGUCAGGGUACCAGUGUCAUGACGACAGUUCUGACAACUCGGAAUGCAGCUUCCCUUUCAAGUACACGUACGGGGUAAACGCCUGGAAACACUGGGUCAGAGCGAGGCAGCUUGAUGAAGAUCUUCUGGUGUUAGAUGAGCUAAAAUCUCCUAAGUCAGUAAAGUUAAAAGAGGAUCUACUCUGUCACACCACGGCUGAGCUUGACUAUGGCUUGGCCCAUUUUGUCAAAGAGAUCCGAAGGCCAAAUGGGGAGAAUUAUGCACCUGACAGCAUCUAUUAUCUUUGCCUCGGGAUUCAAGAGUACUUGUAUGGUAGUAAUCGAAAAGACAACAUAUUUAUUGAUCCAGGAUUCCAGACAUUUGAGCAAGAAAUGAAUAAAAUACUCCGAAGUUGGCAACCAAGCAUACUUCCAGAUGGGUCGAUAUUUUCUCGAGUUGAAGAAGAUUAUCUCUGGAGGAUAAAACAGCUAGGAUCACACUCUCCAGUAGCUCUUCUGAAUACCCUGUUCUACUUUAACACUAAGUAUUUUGGCCUGAAAACAGUAGAACAGCACUUAAGGCUUUCCUUUGGCACUGUGUUUAGGCAUUGGAAAAAAAACCCUUUAACAAUGGAAAACAAAGCAUGUCUUCGAUACCAAGUGUCUUCCUUAUGUGGAACAGAUAACGAAGAUAAAAUUACUACUGGAAAAAGAAAACAUGAAGAUGAUGAGCCAGUAUUUGAACAAAUUGAAAAUACAGCCAAUCCUUCUAGAUGUCCUGUGAAAAUGUUUGAAUGCUACUUGUCUAAAAGUCCACAGAAUCUUAAUCAGAGAAUGGAUGUUUUCUAUUUGCAACCAGAACGCUCUAGCUCUGCAGACAGCCCUGUCUGGUACACGUCUGCUUCGCUGGACCGAAACACCUUGGAAAAUAUGCUCGUACGGGUUCUUUUAGUAAAAGAUAUUUAUGAUAAAGACAAUUAUGAACUGGACGAAGACACAGAGUAAAAAGGAACGUUUUAGAAGCAAUCGGGAGAAAACAGCAUUAGAUAGUCAUGCUGCUAGAUCUUUACUAUGGAAAACAUUUCAAGUUUACUCCUUCUGUUUUGAGUUUUGUAGCAGUGUACCCACACUGGGUAUUACCUUGUAAAUAAUCUGUGAGUGAAAGUUGCCAUUAUUCUAUGUAGUGGUUUUAGGAUACUUACAAAUACAUUCAAAUUCUUUUUUUUAUUAUUAUUUAUUUGAUUAGGUAUGUUUGUAACUUUUUACAUUACAAGAUAUGAAUGAGAAUGUGCCAUGUAUAAUUUUUUCUUGUAGUAAGAAACACCCAUAUUGCACAACUCUGCUGUUGCAAAGCUUCCUGGAAAGGGGGCUCUUCUGCUGGGUUCUUGACAAGAUGGUUGUGUGUGGGGAGCACCUACUAAAAGUUUAGAACUUGCAGUGUCUUUCAGAAUUUUUAAAAUAAACUGUAAACUAAUAGGCUGGGUUUUUUGUUUUGUUUUUUGCGGGGGUUUUGUUUGUUUGUUUUAUGCUUUAGUUACUGAAGCCUUACCAGGUUAUGUAGAGAGAUACCAUCUUCUGUACCAAAAAUAGACAAGAAAAUGCUGUCGAUACUGGUGUACUGUAAUGUGAAUCUAUACUGGUGAACAGAACUUUUUGUUCCCCUUAUUAAAACCUUAGUGUCCUUUUCUCAUUUGUGGCUUUCUGCAUCACCCCAAACAAUAAUAAUUAUGUAUAUAUGCUUAUAUAUAUGUGUGUGUAUAUGUACAUAUGUGUAUACACACACACAUAUAUAAAGAAUGAUGUUGAUAACAUGAUCAUGGAGACAUUUUCUUUGCAAAAACGAUGAAAAUAUAAAAUUCUGUUUUCUGUGUCAGCACUAAGCAUCCCAAAUCCCCUUCAUUUAUAAGCGUUUGGUUUUCCUCUCCCCUUGAGGAUACAGGUCACGCUUCCAUCCCCGGGUGGUACUCCACAGUUUCACCAACUUGAGGAGGAUUCUUGUGCCUGCCCUCAACUAUGACUGAUGCACACGCUGGGUAUUUAAGAAUGCCACUCCUGAGACUGUUGUUACGGAAAGUCGAGCUAGUUUAAGUAAGAUAGCACCCGUUUCACUAUGAGGGUUAGCAGGGCAGUGACUGACGGUUCAGACUGAUGGAUAAAGUGUAUCUCGAAGGGAAUUACGUUCGAUGUUAGAUUGUUUGGCUUUUACAUUUUAAUUACUUCUUACAGAAGAUUGCAUUAAAAAAACUUUGUACUUCUGCUUAGCGAUUUAUCCAUUCAGGCCUUUUCUUUUAGAACAAGAAGUUUACAUAAAAUCCUACCUUCUAAAGACUGAGAAAGUGCCAGCUGCAGUUAUCAUGAAGAAAUCCUUUGGCUGACUUCAUAGAGCUUGAGUGUGAUCAUGUAGUCUUGUUUCCAGUUCCUCAGUCACCACAGUGAUGUUCGUUAUUAAAACUGUUUGGGGGAAAUUGGGCUAUUUUCCACAGUGGUUAAGCAAUGUCUACACAUCCCCUAAAUAUUUCUCUCUUCCUUGGGAUAAAUGUUAGCAUUCAGAAGAAAUCUUCUCAUUUAUGAUUUGGAAAAUUUCACGAGUGUAAUCAGCUGUAUAUUUAAGCAAUAAUUAACAAAUAUUUUUGGCAUAAAAAUUACUUUAUAAUGUUCUAACUUGUUUUAUAAGUUUGAAUAACGUUUCUGUCCCUUAAUUGAUUUUGUAUUUCUGGAUUUGAUAAUCAGACUGACAGUAGCAAAUCUGAUACACUUAAAUAGGUAUAGAUUGCUUGUUGUCUGUUUAAUGAAGUAGUUAACAUAUUUAAAAUAUAUAAUACAAAAAAUUUCUCAUCCUCACCUUUUUCCAGAACUACUGCUUUAAGCACUUUUCAUAUAAACGCAUAUUGUUGAUUAAAGGUGAUUAAUCCUAACCAUCUUUUAUUCUUUGAACUGGUGCUAUAUUCCAUCAAGAGCAAUAAAGUUUUCCCCAAAUGUCACUUAAUGUAUAUUUUACCAAAUACCCUACAUUUCUGCUAUGAUCCCACUAUUAAUAGCACCUUGUCUUGCUAUUUUCAUUUCCUUUAUUGUACAUUUUGGCUUUUCUAAACAGAAGUGUCUACAUAGUUUUGAUAUUGAUAUGAUUAAGGAUUUAGAGCUCUUGUCUUUGUCUUGAUUGCAAUCCAAGGAUUGUUUAACUUGACUCUCAGGGGGGGAAAGAAAAAAAUAAUACUAUUUUAUGAGAAUUGUUUGUUCUGUGAAACUUGCUUCAUCUAGAAUAUGUUUCGUUAGUUCCUGGAUCUCCUUAGUUUGUGUGGUCCUAGAUGACUGCUGAGAAAAGGGUAGUGAAAUGAUAGUUUCUUUCUGCUUCUUAGUGAUUUCUGAUGACGGCAUCCUGUAAAUAUAAUAUUGUUGCCUUUAGAUGUCUGUUGGAGAUGCUAUAUUUUUCUGUUCUGAAGAUUUUGCCAUUUAAAAUGAAUCAAAUGAAAAAGUUUUUAUCCAUAUUGAGAAAACUGAAUUUCCCAUGCAAAAUUGAACACUUUGCCUUUUUUUUUUUUUUUUUAAGACUUUUAACUGUAUUGGGUAAUGUAAGAUAUUAAAGGACUUUUCUAGGCAAGAA